Messenger RNA from Coregonus sp. 'balchen', 7438 nucleotides. Lineage: Eukaryota; Metazoa; Chordata; Actinopteri; Salmoniformes; Salmonidae. The record is from the annotation of a GenBank genome assembly.
GGAAUAGGGCGCCCUUUGGGACACAAACUUGGUGAGCAUGACAGGUCUGGGAUCGUCAUCAAGUGUUUUCUCUACUCUCGACUGUCUCGUGUUUUGUGUUACACCAAGACAUAUGGACCCUGGUCAAAAUUAGUGCACUACAAAGUGAAUAGGGUGCCAUUCGGGACGUGGUCUUUCUCUCCUCUCAGACUGACUCACCAGGCUGUUUUUUCUGUCCCACCAGGCAUGGCAGCAUUGGACAGCCGUGCCUCUGGGAGGAUGGGCAUGCGGGCCGUUGUGUAUUACAUGACCACCACGGUCAUCGCAGUCUUCAUCGGCAUCGUCAUGGUGCUCAUCAUCCACCCUGGGAAGGGCUCCAAGGAGGAAUUCAAAAAUCAGCAGAAGAUCGAACAGGUCAGCCCUGCUGACGCUUUCCUGGACCUCAUCAGGUAGGCCAUAAUUAUUGUAGCGUAUUCAGCGGGUGCCCCGACCGGGUCCAGCGAUUGUCAGUUCAACACCUUAGCUGUUACGCCAAGAGAUCUGAAACCUGCUGACGAGGUCACUAGGUGUUGGGUUAGAGUCACUACUGUACAUUAUACUGCUUCCUGUUGCUGUUCUGUUGUUGUUUCCUGUUGAUGUUCUGUUGUUGCUUCCUGUUUCUGUUGUUGUUUCCUGUUGCUCUUCUGUUGUUGUUUCCUGUUGCUGUUCUGUUGUUGUUUCCUGUUGCUGUUCUGUUGUUGUUUCCUGUUGCUGUUCUGUUGUUGCUUCCUGUUGCUGUUCUGUUGUUGCUUCCUGUUGCUGUUCUGUUGUUGUUUCCUGUUGCUGUUCUGUUGUUGCUUCCUGUUGCUGUUCUGUUGUUUCCUGUUGCUGUUCUGUUGUUGCUUCCUGUUUCUGUUGUUGUUUCCUGUUUCUGUUGUUGUUUCCUGUUGUUGUUCUGUUGUUGUCCUGUUGUUGCUUCCUGCUGCUGUUCUGUUGUUGCUUCCUGUUGUUGUUUCCUGUUGCUGUUGUUAUUUCCUGUUGCUGUUCUGUUGUUGUUUCCUGUUGAUGUUCUGUUGUUGCUCCCUGUUGCUCUUCUGUUGUUGUUUCCUGUUGCUGUUCUGUUGUUGUUUCCUGUUGCUGUUCUGUUGUUGCUUCCUGUUGCUGUUCUGUUGUUGCUUCCUGUUGCUGUUCUGUUGUUGCUUCCUGUUACUGUUCUGUUGUUGCUUCCUGUUGCUGUUCUGUUGUUGCUACCUGUUGCUGUUCUGUUGUUGCUUCCUAUUUCUGUUCUGUUGUUGCUUCCUGUUGCUGUUCUGUUGUUGCUUCCUGUUGCUGUCUUGUUGUUGCUGUUCUAUUGUUGCUUCCUGUUGCUGUUCUGUUGUUGCUUCCUGUUGCUGUUCUGUUAUUGCUUCCUGUUGCUGUUCUGUUGUUGUUUUCUGAUUUCCUCUUGCAUUCACAUGAAUGAUCAGUUUGUCACUGUAAAGGAAAAUAAAAUGCAAGUACAACACUUUUGCUGUACUGAGAUUUGAUUGGUUUGUUUCUCUCUUCUAGAAACAUGUUCCCUCCAAACAUUGUGCAAGCUUGCACACAGCAGGUAAGUCCUUUUCUGUUCCACAAUGUAAACCUGGACCGUACAUCGAUCUCACUGACAGAUUUGAAUGAAGGGAACAAUGUGAAACCCAGAUCAGUGCCGUAUCCAGAUAGUAUUAAUGAAGCCUAGUAAUAUGACCCAUAGGGGCAUAUCAAAGUCCACUGUUUAUGGCGAAUACACUGAGUAUACCAAACAUUAAUAUAGAGUUGCACCUCCCCAUCCCUUUUUGCCCUCAGAACAGCUUCAAUUUGUUGGAGCAUGGACUCUACAAGGUGUCAAAAGCAUUCCACAGGGAUGCUGGCCCAUGUUGACUCCAAUGCUUCCCACAGUUGUGUCAAGUUGGCUGGAUGUCCUUUGGGUGGUGGACCAUUCUUGAUACACGCGGGGAAACUGUUGAGUGUGAAAAACCCAGCAGCAUUGCAGUUCUUGACACAAACCGGUGCGCCUGGCAUCUACUACCAUACCCCAUUCAAAGGCACUUAAAUAAUUGUGUUUUGCCCACACAUACACAAUCCAUGUCUCAAUUAUCUCAAGGCUUAGAAAUCCUUCUUUAACCUGUCUCCUCCCCUUCAUCUACACUGAUUGAAGUGGAUUUAACAAUUGACAAAAAAAAAGGGAUCAUCGCUUUCACCUGGAUUCACCUGGUCGGUCUAUGUCACGGAAAGGGCAGGUGUUCUUAAUGUUUUCUACACUCAGUGUAUAUGACAUAUUAUACCUAUAAUAUAAUAUAUAUAUGCCAUUUAGCAGAUGCUUUUAUCCAUAGAGACUUACAGUCAUGCGUGCAUGAAUUUUACAUAUCGGUGGUCCCAGGAAUCAAACCCACUAUCCUGGCAUUGCAAGCGCCAUGCGUUACCAACUGAGCUACAGAGGACCAGGUCUUUUAUGUUAUAAAGUGUGUUGGUUAUUUCAUUGUUAAUCUGUUCAUAGAAGUCGACCUACCUGUAUACAGCGCAUUCAGAAAGUAUUCAGACACCCUGACUUUUUCCACAUUUUGUUACAUUACAGCGUUAUUCUACAAUUUAUUAAAUAAAUAAAAAUCCUCAUCAAUCUACACACAAUACCCCAUAAUGACAAAGCGAAAACUGGUUUUUAGAAAUUUUAGCACAUUUAUAAAAAAGAAAAAACCGAAAUACCUUAUUUACAUAAGUAUUCAGACCCUUUGCUAUUAGACUCGAAAAAAAAAAAAUAUAUUUUUUUUUUAGUCAUUUAGCAGACGCUCUUGUCCAGAGCGACUUACAGGAGCAAUUAGGGUUAAGUGCCUUGCUCAAGGGCACAUCGACAGAUUUUUCACCUAGUCGGCUCUGGGAUUAGAACCAGCGACCUUUCGGUUACUGGCACAACGCUCUUACCCACUAAGCUACCUGCCGCCCUUGAGGUCAGGUGCAUCCUGUUUCCAUUGAUCAUCCUUGAGAUGCUUCUACAACUUGAUUGGAGUCCACCUGUGGUAAAUUCAAUUGAUUGGACAUGAUUUGGAAAGGCACACACCUGUCUACAUAAGGUCCCACAGUUGACAGCGCAUGUCAGAGCAAAAACUAAGUAAUGAGGUCGAAGGAAUUGUCCGUAGAGCUCCGAGACAGGAUUGUGUCGAGGCACAGAUCUGGGGAAGGGUACCAAAAAAUGUCAGCAGCAUUUAAGGUCCCCAAGAACACAGUGGCUCAGUGGUGUAAAGUACUUAAGUAAAAAUACUUUAAAGUACUACUUAAGUCGUUUUUUUGGGUAUCUGUACUUUACUUUACUAUUUAUAUUUUUGACUACUUUUACUUUUACUUUUACUGGGAGAACCUUCCAGAAGGACAACCAUCUCUGCAGCACUCCACCAAUCAGGCCUUUAUGGUAGAGUGGCCAGUAAAAGGCACAUGACAGCCCACUUGGAGUUUGCUAAAAGGCUCCUAAAGGACUCUCAGACCAUGAGAAACAAGAUUCUCUGGUCUGAUGAAACCAAGAUGGAACUCUUUGGCUUGAAUGCCAAGCGUCACGUCUGGAGGAAACCUGGCAACAUCCCUUCAGUGAAGCAUGGUGGUGGUAGCAUCAUGCUGUGGGGAUGUUUUUCAGCGGCAGGGACUGGGAGACUAGUCAGGAUCGAGGGAAAGAUGAACGGAGCAAAGUACAGAGAGAUAUUUGAUGAAAACCUGCUACAGAGCGCUCAGGACCUCAGACUGGGGCGAAGGUUCACCUUCCAACAGGAUAUCGACCCUAAGCACACAGCCAAGACAUCGCAGGAGUGGCUUCGGGACAAGUCUCUGAAUGUCCUUGAGUGGCCCAGCCAGAGCCCGGACUUGAUCCCGAUCGAACAUCUCUGGAGAGACCUGAAAAUAGCUGUGCAGCGACGCUCCCCAUCCAACCUGACAGAGCUUGAGAGCAUCUGCAGAGAAGAAUGGGAGAAACUCCUCAAAUACAAGUGUGCCAAGCUUGUAGCGUCAUACCCAAGAAGACUUGAGGCUGUAAUUGCUGUCAAAGGUGAUUCAACAAAGUACUUAGUAAAGGGUCUGAAAACGUAUGUAAAUGUAAUAUUUCCGUUUUUACUUUGUCAUUAUGGGGUAUUGUGUGUAGAUUGAUGAGGGGGAAAAAAGAUUUAAUCCAUUUUAGAAUAAGGCUGUAACGUAACAAAAUGUGGAAAAAGUCAAGGGGUCUGAAUACUUUCCGAAUACACUGUAUAUCUACAACACAAAAAUCAAUAAAGCUUUGCACCUUUGCCCUCCAUUGCCCUCCAGUUUAAAACGCAGUACGGUAAGAGAGUGGUCCAUGUGAAGAUGACAGUGAACGACACCCUCUUCGUCCUGAACGGGACCCAGGGCCAGUAUAUCAUGCGGGAGGAGGUGAUCCCCAUCCCGGGGCAGGUGAACGGGGUCAAUGCCCUAGGUCUGGUGGUGUUCUCCAUGUGCUUCGGUCUCAUCAUCGGCAACAUGAAGGAGCAGGGCAAGCCCCUCAGGGACUUCUUUGACUGUCUCAACGAGGCUAUCAUGAGACUGGUGGCCAUUAUCAUGUGGUGCGUGGUGCAGUUAGGCAUGGUUUGAAUUAGAUAUAGGGUGAAGUUGCCCCUAGACAUUGAUUUUGGUUCAGCGUUUAGCAUUUUCCCCACUAAUGCUUAAAUGUAUGAUUGGGGAAGUGGAAGCUGAUCCUAAAUCUGUACCAAGGGGAAACCUCACCCCGGAGUGUUCAAAUUACAAGGUGGCUGGGAAUUAUAUUGUGGCUGGGAAUUACAGGGUGGCUGGGAAUUACAGGCUGGUUGGGAAUUACAGGGUGGCUGGGAAUUACAGGCUGGUUGGGAAUUAAAGGGUGGCUGGGAAUUACAGGGUGGCUGGGAAUUACAGGGUGGCUGGGAAAUACAGGCUGGUUGGGAAUUAAAGGGUGGCUGGGAAUUACAGGGUGGCUGGGAAUUACAGGCUGGUUGGGAAUUACAGGGUGGCUGGGAAUUACAGGGUGGCUGGGAAUUACAGGGUGGCUGGGAAAUACAGGCUGGUUGGGAAUUAAAGGGUGGCUGGGAAUUACAGGCUGGUUGGGAAUUAAAGGGUGCCGGUCUCUCACCCUUUUAAUUUACCUCUAAAUCUAUCCAAUAAAGAUAAAAUACUUUUAAAAAAUAAGCAAAGUAUAACUUGGUGUUGUGCACUAUGUAAUGGUUGAAAUGUGUUGAGCUUGACGGUUCUACAAAGACGUGAUGUAGCUAACUAUUAGCACUCGCUUGGUAUUGUGAGCCUAAAUUUUGACGUGGGAUUUAUAAUGCAUUUUUUUCUGCAUCAGGUAUGCACCCGUUGGUAUCCUGUUUCUCAUAGCUGGGAAGAUAGUGGAGAUGGAUGACAUCACAGAAAUGGGCAGCCAGUUGGGCAUGUACACUAUAACAGUCAUCACUGGCCUAUCUAUCCAUGCCUUCCUGGUGCUGCCUACACUCUACUUUGUGAUCACACGGAAGAAUCCCUUUGUGUUCAUCGGUGGAAUCCUACAGGCUCUCAUCACCGCAUUGGGGACCUCAUCUAGGUGAGUUGUCAUGAUGAUAGACAGUAGAUCUGCCUUUUCUGACUCCUAAUGUCUCGUUUGUCUGUCUCUCUCUCUCUCUCUCUCUCUCUCUCCUUUCCUCCUGUUUCACCUCACCCUCAGCUCAGCCACGCUGCCCAUCACCUUUAAGUGUCUGGAGGAGAACAACGGGGUGGAUAAGAGAGUGACGCGCUUCGUGCUGCCAGUGGGCGCCACCAUCAACAUGGAUGGCACCGCCUUGUAUGAAGCUCUCGCGGCUCUCUUCAUAGCCCAGGUCAACAACAUGGACAUGAACUUUGGACAGAUCCUCACUAUAAGGUAUGUCCAUCCAGUCCAUUAACCAAGCUCUUUGGGGACGAAUCGUGACUCACACUUAGUCUGCCACUAACAUCAAUGCAAAUUCCUGGGCAAAGGAGGAGCUGCAGAGGUUGGUUUCCUUGAAACUGAAUGAGUCAAGGGUUUGUUAAGCAACAGUGUGAGUGCUUGGAAAUGAAACGUUUGUUACAGAAGCAAUGUGUCCACAGAACUAGAAUGAGUAGAAUGGGCAUCCCCAUUCAAGUCAAUUGUGACAUAUUGGGUAGACUGGCAGCCAUUUUGAGUGUACCCAUAGCCGUAAAGCAGGAAGUAAAAGCAGGAAGUGUAUUCAUCUAAUCCAGCGUUUCCCAAACUCUGUCCUCAGGACCCCAAGGGGUGCACUUUUAGUUUUUUUGCCCUAACACUACACAGCUGAUUAAAAUUAUCCAAGUUUGAUGAUUCGUUUAUUAUUUGAAUCAGCUGUGUAGUGCUAGGGCAAAAAAAAAAAACAUGCACCCCUUGGAGUCCCGAGGACAGAGUUUGGGAAAACCCUGAUUAAUCUAAUCUAUUUCUUUGGUUGUGUCUCUGUCCUGUGGAAUAGCAUCACGGCCACUGCAGCUAGUAUCGGUGCAGCUGGGAUACCACAGGCUGGACUGGUCACCAUGGUGAUUGUGCUGACCUCUGUUGGACUGCCCACCGAUGACAUCAGCCUCAUCAUUGCAGUGGAUUGGUUCCUGUGAGUACAGUCUAUUUUCUGAAAACAAUUCUUUCUAGUUUGAGUGACAUUCCCUUCCCAUUCCAUUCUCCCCCAAUCCAUCUGUUUCUGAUUCUAUCAACAUCUGAUUCCUCUAGAGAUCUCAUGCAUGGGCUCUACCGGCUAUGCAUUUCCGCUUUAAUAACUGAGGUUAUUUAAACAUACCCAUUGUGUUCAACGACAAUCAUAGCAUCCAUCCCAGUUUGUGAAAUGAUACACCUGGUUUCAGUUUGCCAAAUCUCCAAUGGAAAACAAACAGGUUUUGUCUGUAAGGAAUAGGCUUGGUGGUGCAUGCCUUUGCAAAAUGUCACACCAAAGCUUUGCCUCUGUGCAAACCUUUCCUUUUCUUUGGGGGAGAAAAAUAUGUUAGAAAAGGGUCCCUUGUAGGAAAGCUGAAAGAGUAAUAUUCUAAGAGUGUUCUAUUCCCUUGUCUGCACGGUAUAUUAUCCCUAACCACCGGACUCCCUCCAUUUCAUUCAGGGACAGGUUGCGUACCACCACUAAUGUAUUGGGAGACUCGAUCGGCGCAGGUAUUGUUGAGUAUCUGUCUCGUCAUGAGUUACAAUCCAAGGAUGCGGAGAUGGGGAACUCUGUGGUUGAGGAGAAAGACAAGAAAUCCUACCAGCUCAUCGCCCACGAGAACCAGUAUGAAAAUGAGAAACCUCCAGACAGUGAGACCAAGAUGUAGGACUACACUUUGACCACUGUAUAUGAACACUCGAUAGUCCAACAUGAACAACUCUGAGGAUAUAAAGGCUUUUUGUGUGUUCUGUAAUCUUUACAGACGUUAGUGAUACAUUUCAUAUUUGGUGUUUUUUAUCCCAUGGUAAUGGGAAGCAACCCAUAUCGAUCCUCUAAACACUUUUUUUUUUUUU